AUGAAACAACCACAACAAAAAAAGAAGAAGAAGCAGCAGCAGCAACAGCAGCAGCAGCAACAGCAGCAGCAGCAGCAGCAGCAGCAGCAGCAGCAGGAGAGUUAUUUUAAUUUAGGAGAUAUAAUUAGAGAAGCAGAAGAAGAAGACCUAGAGGAGACAAGACAAGCGAGGCUAGCAGCAGCAGCAACAGCAGCAGCAGCAGCAGCAGCAGCAGCAGAAUCAGCAGGAGGAGUGAAUCAAUCUGCUGCUGCAGCAGAAGGAACAACAACAGCAGCAGCAGCAGCAGCAACAACAGCAGCAGCAGCAGCAAACCCACUUUCUUUUUUUAUGGGUAUUAGCGGCAGAGUAUAUGAGGAAGAAACAGAAGAAACAGAAACAAAAAAAACACAAAAUAAAAUACAACAGCAGCAGCAGCAGCAGCAGCAGCAGCAGCAGCAGCAGCAGCAGCAGCAGCAGCAGGAGAAGAAGAAGAAGAAGAAAGAAGAGAUAGAUGGGGUGUAUCUGCAGCUAAAAUAG
This is a messenger RNA of Eimeria mitis, 516 nucleotides long. RefSeq lists its product as uncharacterized. The record is from RefSeq and is a predicted model, not a curated record. Lineage: Eukaryota; Apicomplexa; Conoidasida; Eucoccidiorida; Eimeriidae. Bases 1 to 516 code for a protein of 171 amino acids. The transcript is spliced from 3 exons.